Molecule: messenger RNA, 957 nt
Organism: Nymphaea colorata (pocket water lily)
Lineage: Eukaryota; Viridiplantae; Streptophyta; Magnoliopsida; Nymphaeales; Nymphaeaceae
Product: nuclear transcription factor Y subunit B-3-like
Exons: 1
Coding region: 72-752 (226 amino acids)
Biological process (GO): regulation of transcription by RNA polymerase II
Cellular component (GO): CCAAT-binding factor complex; nucleus
Molecular function (GO): RNA polymerase II cis-regulatory region sequence-specific DNA binding; DNA-binding transcription activator activity, RNA polymerase II-specific; protein heterodimerization activity
Source: RefSeq, a predicted model, not a curated record
UCUUCUCUCUCUCUCUCUCUCUCUCUCUCUGAGUGUUGCACAGUGUUGCACAGUGUUGAAGAAGCACAAACAUGACGGGGAGACGACGACCACAGAGCCCAAUGAGCAGCCCCGCCUCAGACAACGACUGCAAGGCAGCCGGCGGUGGAGGGGAGAGCAGCCACCACGACGGCUGCAGCAAGGAGCAAGAUAGGUUCCUACCCAUCGCCAAUGUCAGCAGGAUCAUGAAGAAGUCCCUGCCUGCGAAUGCCAAGAUAUCCAAGGAGGCCAAAGAGACGGUCCAGGAGUGCGUCUCAGAGUUCAUCAGCUUCAUCACCGGCGAGGCCUCCGACAAGUGCCUGAAAGAGAAGCGCAAGACCAUCAAUGGCGACGACCUCCUGUGGGCCAUGGGCAGCCUCGGCUUUGAGGAUUACGUCAUCCCCCUCAAGGCAUACUUGAACAAGUACAGAGAAUCAGAAGGCGAAAAGAACACUUUUUCUGCUCCAAGGCAAGGUGAUCAAUCUCCAUCAGCAGAAACGUCGAUUAACAACGACAGCAACAGCAACAACAAAAAUGGUAGCGUUCACAACAAUUACUACUACCAUCAUGAUCAGGACGGAUCUCGAAGCAUCAGUCUCAUCGAUGUUUCGGGCCUUCAUCAUAGCCUUUUUCCUAUAUCGAUGCCAGUGAUUCACCAAAACUACGGAGGAGGAGAAGGAACAGGAGUAGAAUUACGGAGAGCCUCAGGAGGCAGGUGCUUUCCAAAUCCAUAGAUAUACGAGAAGCGCAUUACUGAUUGCAAAGGUUGGAUUUGGAGUCUGUUGCAUCAUAUUGCUGGAGACCUGAUCACCACCAUGAACGGACCAGGAUAAUGCAUCGAGUCAGUUCAGUGCUGAUGAUCCCUGGCGCGAGAGUUCAAUGCAUUAGGAUUAAUUUCUGAUCUUAGGUAUCUGCCAUGAUUAGGAUUGUACUGGAAUA